AUGCACUCGACUAUGAGGAACGAAAGCAACGCCGAGAAUAAUUUCGAUGAGAAGCACGUCGCAGAACACAAUGAAAAGGCAAGCAGCUAUGCGUCCGAAGAUAGCAGCGAAAAGGUCGUUUGGGAUGCGCGUACCGUGGUAGCCCUCGCCUCUCUCUGCCUCCUGUGGCAUGUAUCCAUCUUCGAUCGAGUGAUCGACAAGAACGAGAUGUGGUCAAUACUGACAUUCGUAGGGUCGGUACGAUCAAUGCCUCCCUUCCAAGCCGCGAUGACUCCCCUCCUGACCUCUACAGGCUCUCAACUCCCCCUUUACUUCCUCGGCGGCUCCGCCUCCUACGUGGCCGAAGACAUCGGCGGCAUGGCUCUCACAGCGACGUCCUGGAUGCCCGUCGCCAAUACUCUUGCACUUGCCAGUGUUGCGCCAUUCAGUGGCUAUCUCGGUGAUCUCUUCGGACGGCGCAAUAUCACCAUGAUCGGUGCCGGAGCGAUCCGUGUGGGCAUCGUCAUCGUUGCCACGGCCCAUAGCUUUGCUCAGGUCGUCGGCGGCAUGGCGCUCUCAGGCGCUGGAGCCGGUAUCGGCGAGCUCACUGCGCUUUCCGGUGUAGGAGAACUGGUUCCUGUGAAGAAGAGAGGACUUUUCGUCGGCCUGGUGGUGGCUUGCUUGAUACCGACAACGCCGUAUGUCAUGUACUCGCAAUUGUUCUCAAGUCGGACGGAUCCCCAGGCCUACCAGGGCUGGCGAUGGGGUAUAAUCUACAAUGGUGUCGCGCUCGUCGGGAUCGCUCUCACAUAUUUCCCAGAAAGAAACUCUCCCAUCAGCCGUCGGCCACGUUCCGAGGUGUUGAGAGAGAUCGACUACGUGGGAGCAUUCCUCAGCAUUAGCGGAGUUGCACUUUUCCUUGUCGCUCUCCAGUCUGGCGGUCUCACCCAUCCCUGGACCAGCGAUGUCGUGCUCGCCACACUCAUCAUCGGAAUCUUCCUUAUCAUUGGCUUCUGCGUCUGGGAGUGGAAGUUCGCGAAGACGCCCAUGAUCCCUCGCGAGCUCUUCUCCGGCCAGAGAAUCGUUGCGAUCACGUUUGCGAUCAGCUUCAUCUCUGGCAUGAACUUCUACUCUCUCAUCAACUGCAAGCUCGCGACCAUUCCAUGCUAUCCCCACUCGUUGUACAAUCCCGAUCCCGUCCAAGUAGGCCUCAAGGGUCUUGGCUAUGGUAUAAGUGUCACAGCGGGUGCGGCCAGUGUCAACGCUCUUUCGACCUACCUGCCGAAGUACAAUCGAGAACUUCUGCUCGGCUCCUGCGUGCUGAUGACCGCAUUCAUCGGUGCUCUUGCUACCGCGACACCGGACAACGCUAGACAGACUGUUGCGCUCGGCACUAUCGGCGGUUUUGGAGUCGGCGGUGUCCUCGUUCCCGCCCAGACCGUCGCCAUGACUGCCUGUCCCGACCACCUCAUCGGCACCGUCGUCUCCCUCGCACUCGCCAUCCGGGUCAUUGGUGGCUCAAUCGGCUACUCUAUCUACUUCAAUAUCUUCAAGAACAAGCUCACCGCCGCGCUCCCAACCUACGUCGCCGGGAAAGCCGUCGCCGCCGGUCUUCCCGCGACCUCCGCUGUGCAGUUCGUGACGGCCUUCCUCACCGCUCCCGCUACCGCCGCGAAAGUGGAGGGUGUCACGGCGCAGGUCAUCGCCGCCGCUGGGAGAGGCGCGCAGGAGGCGAACGCUCAUGCAUUCUAUUAUGUGUGGGUCACGUCGAUUGCGUUUGGGCUGGUUUCGGUGCUGCUGUGUAUGGCGCUGCCGAGCAAUUACAAGUUUUUGACGGAUCGGGUAGCGGCGCAUAUUAAGCACUAG
Zymoseptoria tritici IPO323 is the source of this 1845-nucleotide messenger RNA. Its product is annotated as putative major facilitator superfamily transporter. The record is from RefSeq and is a predicted model, not a curated record. The transcript has 6 exons. Gene Ontology annotation, biological process: transmembrane transport. Bases 1 to 1845 code for a protein of 614 amino acids. Gene Ontology annotation, molecular function: transmembrane transporter activity. NCBI's taxonomy places the organism in Eukaryota, Fungi, Ascomycota, Dothideomycetes, Mycosphaerellales, Mycosphaerellaceae.